Messenger RNA from Lepisosteus oculatus (spotted gar), 4779 nucleotides. Its product is annotated as LIM domain and actin-binding protein 1. The record is from RefSeq and is a predicted model, not a curated record. Gene Ontology annotation, molecular function: actin filament binding. Gene Ontology annotation, cellular component: actin cytoskeleton; plasma membrane. Gene Ontology annotation, biological process: actin filament bundle assembly. Lineage: Eukaryota; Metazoa; Chordata; Actinopteri; Semionotiformes; Lepisosteidae.
GUUUCGACCCGCCCAUGGCCUGAAGUGGACGGACAACUCUUUUUAACUGAGUCGGGUGAAAAAAAAACUCGAAUCUCUCUCGUCUUGCAGGGCAGAGCUAAUUGUUAUAUUUAGAGUCCCGCUCUGUAGUGAAACAAAAAGAUUAGCAUACAAAAAUAUUUUAGGGUUUUUAUUGUGAACAAAACACACACUGGUGAACUCCGAGUUGUUGCACCUGUGAGAAGGUAUAACAGGGUUAGAAGGAAGAGGAAGAGACUAACAGAAAAAAGGGGACUGUGAGAAAAGGGAAAGAAGAACCUCUGAGUAUCAGAACGUAGGAGUCCAGGGUCACACUGCACCACUUGAGACAGGAGUCUGGAAAUCAACCUGGAAAAAAAGGAUAAGACAAAGAAACCGCAAAGACAAGGGAAGUUCCCCCAGCCUGCUGCUGCCUUGGAUUCGCUUGGCAGGUAGUUGGCAAGCAGGCGAGAGAUGGCAGCCAGUCCCUUCAGCCGGCGUCAGUGGGCCUCCCAGUCCCUCCGCGUCACAGCCAAGGAGCUCUCUCUGGUCAGCACCCGCAGCAAAGGCAAUGCCAUUGCAGAAAAAUUCUCCAAGUACCAGAAGGCUGCUGAAGAAGCGAGCACAGAGAAAAAGAAACAUGGCAUCGACACCCUCCCGCCUUCCUUUCGGAAGGGGAACCUGAGUGUGCUGAAGAAGAGGUGGGAGCAGCAGCCGGCCACGCACGACCCGCCGCCGCCGCCCACGCCCCCGAGCACCGCACCCCGGGCCCGACCCUGUGCCAGGCCCGACCCAGCCCAGAGCCCACCAGGCGAGUCGCGCAGCAGCCAGGACAGCGCCGGGAGGCCCAAGUCACCCGGUUCGGCACUCGUCCCUGGCAGCCGCUUCCGGUACCCGAGUGAGGGAGAGAGGGCCGGAGGAAGAGAGGAGCAGGAGGACGACGCGGCCAUGGAGAGGAAGCUGUGGAGGCAGAACGAUGGCGCCGACGGCGAGAGCAUGGUAGCAGGCACCACCUCCCCUGGGGGCAGCGUCCACAUCGAGAAGCCCAGCGUGCCCCUCAACAGCCUGAAGAGGCUGUUCGAGAAGGGAGAGAGCACACAGGGCAAGGAAUCUCGAGACCCUGGGAAGACUGGAGCAAACAGCAGCUCUGAGGACAUGGAUCUGCGCCUGAGAGACAGAGGUCACCUGGAGGGUCUCUCAGGAUCGGGCGGAUCCUCCCCAGACAAGCUGCUGGAGAUGACUUCGCUGAAGGACAGAAUGGCCAAGUACCAGGCUGCAGUCUCCAAGCAGGAGCCUCUCCCUGCGGGGCAUGGGACGGAGCACGGUCUGAGCGAGGCAGAGCUGCGCAGCCACAGCGUGGAUCAGAAGGAGAACGUACCUCCCAGCCCCCUGGACAAGCAAAGAAGCCCCUGCGCUGAGGUCAGUCAGAACAGCAGGAAGGGCUCCUCUGCAGACAGCACAGGUGAAGGGGAGAGCAGGAAGCUGUCCAGCUCCGUUCUCAAUCAGCCUGUGUCUUCUGGACCCUCCGAGACUGCCCACCCCAAACCUGUCAGGAAGUUCCAGCUGCCAGCACGUGAGACGUGUGUGUCCUGCCAGAAAACCGUCUAUCCACUGGAGCGCCUCAUCGCCAACCAGCAGAUCUACCACAACGCCUGCUUUCGCUGCAGCCACUGCAACUCCAAACUGAGCCUCAGCACCUUCGCCUCCCUGCACGGGACGGUCUACUGCAAGCCGCACUUCAACCAGCUCUUCAAGGCCAAGGGGAACUACGACGAGGGCUUUGGGCACCGGCCACACAAGGAGCUGUGGGAGGCACGGGCCGACAGCGAGGAGCCGGAGGCGGCCAGCGAAGCCCUUAGGGAAGAGCGGGUACAGCCGCCCCAAGAAACGGCGCCGCCGGACAAGCGAGAGAGCCCCCUAGUGGAGGAGUCGCCCCUCGCCAAGGUCAAUAUCCUGGCGGCCAGCCUGGAAACCCGGGCCCAGGCCGUAGCAACGCCGGAGAGGCCCACCUCCGAGAAGCCGGCGGAGACCCGGCGACUCAAAAUCGCCUGGCCGCCGCCUUCCGAUGGGGAGAGGGGUAGCCCCGUGGGCGGGGUCGGGGAAGGAGGGCCGGUGAAGCCCUUCAGGGCCAAGUGGCCCCCAGAGACGGAGUCCGGGGCCCCUCCGGUGCCAAGUCUGGAGCGCAGCGAGAUCAGCAGGCUGCGGCGCAGCUCGUCCCUGAAGGAAAGGAGCCGCCCCUUCACUCUGUCCCCCAGCCCCGCCCCCGCGGCGGCGCCCGCCCCCCGGGAACGGCUUCGCCAGCAGGGGGAGCUGGAGAGCCGGGGGACAGGGGAGAAGAAGGAAGAGGCGGGAGAGAGGGAGAGGACGGCGGAGCUGGAGAGCUGUCCCGCCCCAGUGCCGCGCGGCGCUGAACCGGAGAGGAAGGGCACCAGGGAGGAGGAGAGGAUGCAGGAGGAGAGGGUGGAGGUGACCGGCCCCGAGCAAGGUGUGGUGAAUGGGGAUUCUUCCCCAGAGGAAGAGGAUGAGGAGGAAGACUCUGUCACAGAAGGAGAAGAGAAACCAGCCACACAGCUCCAAGGACAGAGCGAGGAGGAGGAGGAGGAGGUGGAGGAAGAGGAAGAGAGAAAAGAAGAGGAAAAGGAGGAGCUCCAGCAUUUCUCUCCCCUGCCACCCAAGCGUGCCGCCUCUCCGGAGGUUCUGACCCCCGAAGUCAAACACAACCGCUCUUCCCAGGACGUGGGCUUCUGGGAGGGAGAGGAGGAUGGCGGGAGGGUGUCUGUGGAGGAGCUGAUCAAGAAGAACCGCUACUAUGACGAUGACGAUGAAGAGGAGGAAGAGGAGAGGGAGGACUGACCCACCUGUUUUCAGGAAGCUUAAAAAAAUCUAGAAAAAAAAACAGUAUGAAACAGUGUCCUAAUAUCAGUCUUCAGAGUAAAGCCAUUAUUACUGGCUGCUUUUAAUGUUUUAGUUUUCUUUAUGCUGUCUCAGAGCCAGAGCGAAGAGGAAUGAACAAAGCUGUUUUUUUAGUCACACACACACACACACAAUGCUCAAGAGCCUUUUUAAUUGUAUUUUUUGGGCUUUUUUCGAUGGAGUCAACUGAGUUCACGGCAAGCUUUCUGGUGCACAGUGAAUGACUUCUAACUUUUGAUCUUUUGUUUCCUCCUCCUGUGGUACAAUCCUGAUCACUAUGCCUGGAUGGGCUGCCUAUGCCCAUCAUUCCUGACCCCCUUUCCUUAUGAACAGAGCGUUGAUUUGAGCAAAGAAGCAGAGAAACCAUUUGAAACUCAUACUGCAGAUUAUCUGAAAAAUCUAUGAUUGUUUUUCUGUACAGUUCUCUUUUGUAUGUUGUACACUGUGAUUUUUUUACAGAAUCACUAUGAUUUAUGAAUGAUGCGGUUCUAAUACAGGGAUAAAACUUGAGCUUCUGAGUGAGGGUGUGGCAUGUCACCUUAAUAUAAUACCUGUGAACUGGAAAGCCUCGCAUUAACAAAAAUGUAGCUCUGAAAAGUUUUUAUUACAUUUUAUUUUUGUUGAAAACUGCUAUCCUAAUAUAUGAGGCAAGAAUUGGGAUGAUUUAACAGGUUAAAAUACAAUGAUCCAAAACAUACAAUCUUUUAAUUCUUUUUUAGAUUGCAGUUUUUGUUACAGAGAAAGCUUAUGCAGUUAAAAAGUGGAUUGCUUGUCUCAUUUUGUUCCCAGACCAACCAGGUUUAAAUAGGACAGCCUAUGAAAUUAUAAUGGACUCAGACACGAGCUCUCUGAGUUUCAGCUACAGGUGAGCUGCUCUAAACUAGGUACUUUCAGAGAAAUGCUUUAUUACCCCCUGUAGACACCCUGCUAUUCCAGUAAAGUUUGCAAUCUUGAAAUAUACUGCCCCAUCAAAAAAGCAUUAGCAGAUACCCUUAAUUGUGAGUGCCUCCAUCUAGUGGUGAUCACCUCUUCAUUAAGUUGAGGUGUUGGUAACAUUACAUCUUUACAGAUGUCUACAGAUGUGUAGCACCACAUAACCAACUGCGGAGAUGGAAGAUGAUGGGAUCAAUCCAUUUAUUUAGCUUUUCGUAUUCUCAUUCUGUCUUUUUUGGUGUGUUUGUCUCUACCAACUUCAGCUUGUUAACCCCUGAGGCUGUCUGAAUGAAUGCAUUAGCCAGGUCUGAUGUUGCCUUCCGUCAUGUUUCAGAGUCAUGUGCAUGAAUAGUUUUACCUCUUGCAAGGCCACUGAAAUCCAUCUUUUUUUCCUUUAUAACAGUACACUAAGAAAAAGACCUGGCAACUUAAUACUUUACAGCCUUUGGAAGUCAGGGAUAUACCACAUGCUGGCCGAUUCCCACUACUAUGGAGGGGAUAGGUCACUUCUAUUGCACAUGCAUAUUUGUAGGACAGUGCAUAAUCAUGAACAGUUUUACAUGUUAGUAAUUUUUAAAGUGUAACUGUCACACCAGUUAACAUUCAUUUCUGAAUCUGCUUUAUAAAUACAGUAUGUGCUAGUGUUUUUGUGCACUGGACACUUCAGUUCCAGAGCACUCAAGAUACUACACAAGGAAAAAGAAAAAGGAGUCAUGGAGGUGGCUUGUGUGCGAAUGAGGAUGAUGAAGGAGUUUGUUUGUAGAUUUUGUCAUGUUUGUUUUUUUUUGUCUGGAGAUGUUUUUUAAAAGUGGGCUCAAAGUUAACUGGAAACGAAUCUCAUGCACACCAACAAAAUUUUCAUUUUUAUGUGCCGUCUCAAAUAUUGUAAUCUUAAACAUUCCAGUUUUCCUGUUAUUAAAGUUGUAAUUAUUAUUA